GAUGUUAAAUGGUUGCAGUCUGUAGUUCUUAAAGGGGCGGUGCUGUUAAAUAAGGGCUUUUGGCCCAAGUUCUCGAGAAGGCUGUCUAUGGGCGUGAAGUUGCCUGUAAAAGUACCAAAACAUAGAAAAGUAUAGACACACUGCCUCUUUCCCUUGUUCAGAUAAGGACAGUUAGACCUGCGAGUAGGGGCUCUGACGAGCAAUUGUUGCAUGAACAGACUGUAAUUCCAAGUUCCUUUAGCUGGGUUUGGCUGAAAUGAUGUCUCUUAAUAAUGGCUUCCUCUUUGGAGGUUCACUGCUGCUGUCUCUUCUUCCUGCCUUUUUGCUCCAUAUUGCUGGAUCUACUGCUACUGUACAAGGUCGUGGAGUGAAAGGUCAAGAGAGAAUUAAGGACCAAACUCUUAUAUUGCUGGAUGUGAAUACCAGGAGCCGUGUUCGGACAGUCAGUGAGAACUUUCUUUCCAUCCAGCUGGACCCCUCCAUUAUACAUGAUGGUUGGCUUGACUUUUUAAGUUCUAAAAGAUUAGUAACCUUGGCAAGAGGCCUGGCACCCGCUUAUCUGAGGUUUGGAGGCAAAAGGACAGACUUUCUUCAGUUUCAGAAAAUGAAGAGUCCCACAAAGCGUCCUGGUCCAGAUUACUACCUCAAGAACUAUGAAGAUGACAUUGUGAGGAGUGAUAUUGCGUUGGACAAACAGAAGGGAUGUAAGAUCGCACAUCAUCCAGAUGUCAUGCUAGAGCUGCAGCGAGAGAAGGCAGCCCAGAUGCAACAGGUCCUAAUGAAGGAACAAUAUUCAAACACAUACAGCAACAUCACAAUAACAGCCAGGUCUCUAGACAAACUCUACAACUUUGCUGACUGCUCUGGGUUACACCUGAUCUUUGGUCUUAGCGCUUUGCACCGCAAUCCUGACAAUUCCUGGAAUGGAUCGAGUAUCCUCUCCCUCCUCAAGUACAGCGCCAGCAAGAAGUACAACAUUUCCUGGGAACUUGGCAAUGAACCAAACAGUUACAGAAUGCUUAUGGGACGUGCUGUGAAUGGCAGUCAAUUGGCCAAAGACUAUGCCCAACUGAGGAUGCUUCUGCAGACAGUGCGGGCGUAUACCAAAGCAAGUCUCUAUGGGCCCAAUAUUGGAAGACCCAGAAAGAAUGCUCUGGGCUUGCUUGAUGGGUUCAUGAAGAUGGCUGGCCAUGUAGUGGAUGCAGUGACCUGGCAACACUACUACAUAGAUGGAUGUGUGGCAAAAGUGACGGACUUCACAAAAACUCGACUCUUGGACACAUUGUCUGAUCAAAUCAGCAAAGUGCAAAACGUAGUAAAUUCAUAUGUACCUGGAAAAAAGGUGUGGCUUGGUGGAGUUGGACCAGCCUGGGCUGGAGGUACCAACAAUCUCUCUGAUACGUAUGCUGCUGGAUUUUUGUGGUUAAAUACAUUGGGCAUGUCUGCAAAUCAAGGCAUUGAUGUUGUAAUUCGACAUUCUUUCUUUGACCAUGGAUAUAACCACUUGGUGGACCAGAAUUUUAACCCUUUACCAGAUUAUUGGUUGUCCCUACUGUACAAACGCCUUGUUGGGCCAAAAGUCCUCACAGUGCAUGUUGCAGGCCUCCAACGAAAGUCAAGGCCAGGACGUAUUAUUCGAGACAAGCUACGAAUUUAUGCCCACUGCACAAACUACAACAGCCAUCACUAUGACCGGGGAUCUGUCACACUUUACAUUAUUAACCUGCAUCGGUCAAGAAAGAAAAUCAAACUAGUGGGCACACUACGGAAUAAAGUGGUCCAACAGUACCUUCUACAGCCAUAUGGGAAGGAAGGUCUUCAGGCAAAGUCAGUGCAGCUGAAUGGACAACCGCUGGUGAUGCUCAACAACGAGACGUUUCCAGCGUUGAUGCCACGCACCAUUCGACCUGGAAGGACACUGAUUAUGCCACCACUUUCCAUUGGCUUCUACGUAGUUAAAAAUGUUUAUGCAGUUGCCUGUAGGUAUCGGUAGUGACAAGAUGGACACACCAUUACUAAAAUAUCUGGAGAUGAACUUACACAAGACACUUCUACAGUCAAAAUGUACAACAGAAAAGAGCCCUGUGCCACAACGUAUGCAUAUUUUCAGACACUUGUUUUAAUCAGUCCACCUCCAGAAUUUAUGUAACUUAUGAUUAAGCUUUUUCUUCCAUUCAUAUGAUGACAAAUUCAGACUGUUACGGCGGGGAAAGGAGAGGGUAUGCCAAAACUGUAUCAGAUCCACUCACCUGUUGUAUCGCAUCAAGCAGCUGUUAGAUAAUCGAUCCACUCAUGCAUGCUGUCUGUCUUCAAGAAAACUAUAGAUGCUGUGAAUAAACAUUCUUAAUGCAUUUAUGUAUGGCCAAAACCACCUUUAACCUUAGAAAAGACUGCUGCAUUCCAUCAACAUAAUCAAAAUCCCUUGAACCCCCUCCCUUUCCCCAUCUUAACUGUGUUUCGUCUACUUGACCUUUGAGUACAUCCAUUAUGAACUGCGUUUUCAAUAUGACAGGAUUCUUUCUGAAUGUGUAGUUUAUCUAAGGAAGAGUACAAAAUGUCCCUUUUAAUACAUUAUUUGAGGUAAAUCUUUGCUACAAUGUUUAUUUAUUUAUUUUUCAUUUCCAGUGUCUUACUGUCAGCCAUAGAAACUAAUCUAUAACCAGAAGAAAAGUAUUUUGAAAGACCACAUCCCCUUUUUUUACUUUCCUGUUUUUCAUAUAUUUCUUCAAAUGUUGCACUGAACAAAAUUCCAUAAACUGAAGUUUGUACAGCUGCCUUGUUUGUACUCCAGUAUUUCUAUAGCCCAAGAGAGAAUUGUGUUGAGUUUCAUUGGUCCAUAUUGCUGUUUUCUGACUAUAAUGGUUGUGUGAUCUAGUCCCACACUAUAAGCUCAAGUUUUUCUUCACUGUUGCAAAUAUAUACCUGUGUAAUGUCAAAUGCCAUGUUGUACUGCAAACAAUGUUUAAAUAAUAUUUGCAUCGCUAUGUUCAGAGAUAAUAUUCUGCAUUAAUCUUGUUGUAAAUGUCAUGUCUUAAAUUAUAUUUUAUG
Messenger RNA from Protopterus annectens (West African lungfish), 3048 nucleotides. It is a transcript of the gene HPSE2, whose product is annotated as heparanase 2 (inactive). The record is from RefSeq and is a predicted model, not a curated record. NCBI's taxonomy places the organism in Eukaryota, Metazoa, Chordata, Ceratodontiformes, Protopteridae. Bases 257 to 1993 code for a protein of 578 amino acids. The transcript has 12 exons. Gene Ontology annotation, cellular component: membrane; extracellular matrix. Gene Ontology annotation, molecular function: hydrolase activity, acting on glycosyl bonds.